AUGAGCCGGUUUAAGGAAAGACUGUUUGCCUUAGGCAACAAACCGAAGAAUAAGAAGGUGAACACCAACUUCCAGCUACCUUAUCUUGACACAAUAAGUUAUGCUUUGGAAGAAGACCAUAUGGGGAAGCUGUCUUUGUCCCAAUUUGGAAAACUCAUCGAAGCAGGCAACAAGAUUGCAUCAUCGGUUAGAUUCUUUCACUUCAUUUUGUCAAGGCAGCUGGUUACAAAGAAAAAGAAAGAGGUUUGGUGUCUCUUCGCUGGUCAGCCAAUUCGUUUUUCUCUUAGGGAGUUCGCUAUUACGACAGGUUUAUAUUGCUUUAAAUUUCCUCCACCGCAAAAGCUGAAGGAAGACAAGGUCAAUGAGUAUACCAUUGAAUUAUUUGGUUCUGAGAAGAAUGCAACCCCUGGAUGGAUAGCGACAACCCUUGCUGGCCGACCAUAUAAAGACAAAGACACCAGAUUUAAGUUGGCGUAUUUACUCCUCAUCGAUUGUAUUGUAUGUCCUACUUCUAGAAAUGCUAAGAUAAGUGCUGAGCACAUCAUGAUGGUAAAAGAUGUUGACCAAUUCCUGGAAUAUCUUUGGGGUCGCAAAUCUUUUGAUCUGGCCAUCAGCAUUAAAACUAGGACAGCUACCACAUCGUACCUUUGUCAGCCAACAUGUGCUUUUCAGGGUUUUCUACAUGCACUACAGAUGGUCGUUUUGGAGUGUGCUCCUUCUAUACUGAAAAAGGAUUUAAAAGCUAAAUCAAGCAAGCCUACUUUGACGGAUGAAGAGGAUGAAGAAGAUGAAUUCCCCAAGUAUACGUCCUGUCAAAAGGUGGCUGUCAAAGAAAUUUUAUCGGACGAUGAACAUCUUCUGGAUGACACCGACCUGGAGUUUGAUGAUGAUGUCCCAGACGAAAGCGUAGACAACUUAGUGGCAGCAAUCAAUGACGGUCAAAAGUUUUCAAGGAAGACAUGGAAUGGCGGUGAAAAAGAAAACCUUCAUGUAAAGCAUACUAAGACACCAGCGUCAUCUUCCUGGAAUACAUCUUUCGAUGUGGAUUUAGGGUUUAGUGCUUCUUCCAUUCUUGAUAAGGUUGAAAGUGCUAAUGCAGUGGUCUUAACGGAGAUAAAAAGCCUUCAUGAAGAUUUUGUUGAUCUCCAUUUCGAUGUCUCGUCCGCUUUGUCCACUUUUAAGGAAUAUAUUAAGAGCCUAAAAGGCCCUUCAUCCCAAGUCGGAGCACCUUUUAAAAGAAAGCUUGCUCGUAGGGUCAAAUCCAGUACUAAGAAAGUGAAGCACGUAAGAUUUCAGCAAGUAUCUUCUUCUGAGGAGUCCAAGUCUUCCUCUGAUCACGCUACCAAGACCAAGGAUUCAAGCAGUACUUCUGCUAAAACUAACGACAGCUUUGAUAGUACCGUCGGUGAUGGUGUUGAAGCUAAAGAUGGUGAUGACCAAGAAGAUAGAACGGAAGAUGAUGUUGGUGUAGACGUGUCUAACCAAAUGUAA
Eutrema salsugineum is the source of this 1491-nucleotide messenger RNA. RefSeq lists its product as uncharacterized. NCBI's taxonomy places the organism in Eukaryota, Viridiplantae, Streptophyta, Magnoliopsida, Brassicales, Brassicaceae. The record is from RefSeq and is a predicted model, not a curated record. The transcript is spliced from 3 exons. Bases 1 to 1491 code for a protein of 496 amino acids.